Messenger RNA from Necator americanus (New World hookworm), 543 nucleotides. RefSeq lists its product as uncharacterized. The transcript has 6 exons. NCBI's taxonomy places the organism in Eukaryota, Metazoa, Nematoda, Chromadorea, Rhabditida, Ancylostomatidae. The record is from RefSeq and is a predicted model, not a curated record. Gene Ontology annotation, cellular component: catalytic step 2 spliceosome. Gene Ontology annotation, molecular function: peptidyl-prolyl cis-trans isomerase activity. The coding region runs from base 1 to 543 and encodes 180 amino acids. Gene Ontology annotation, biological process: protein folding; protein peptidyl-prolyl isomerization.
AUGUCGCUUAAUGACAAGCCUCCUUUUGUUAUGUUGGAAACGAGUAUGGGCAAAAUCUGCCUAGAAUUGUACUGGGAUCAUGCUCCAAAGACAUGCAGAAACUUUAGCGAAUUGGCUAGAAGAGGAUACUAUAACGGCACCAUGUUUCACAGGAUAAUUGCUGAUUUUAUGAUUCAAGGAGGCGAUCCUACGGGAACCGGAAGAGGCGGAGCUUCAAUCUAUGGUGACAGAUUUGCUGACGAAAUCUCCGAGAAGCUUAAGCAUACCGGAGCCGGGAUUCUAUCUAUGGCUAACGCUGGGCCGAACACCAAUGGAUCACAAUUCUUCAUUACACUUGCUCCCACUCAGCAUUUGGAUGGGAAGCAUACAAUUUUUGGCCGAGUUGCAGCUGGUAUGAAGGUCGUUCAAAAUAUGGGAAAGGUCGACACCGACAAUCAAGACCGACCACGUGCAGAAGUACGGAAACCGACUCUUUUGUACUUCUUAAUACUCAAGUUUUUCUUUCUUCUUCAUUCGUCUUCCACAAGUCAUUUUUGUCCAUGA